GGAAAAGUGACAGUCGAGCUGCAGACAGGUCAUUUCUCCGCAACAUGUCGAGUUGCAAUCUGCCAAACGUCCCUUCUUUUCGCAAACAACAGCUUUUCCUCGAAUUGUAAGUAUAGCUCUCCAAGCACUCGAGUCGGAAUCCACUACAGUCUAAUAACCGCUUUGCUAAUGUUCGUCUCUGCGGUCGCAGUGCGAGCUUGAAAUAUGCUGCUCCUCCCGGGGUUUACAUGAACCUGGGUCCUGGUGAUCCGACCCUGUGGACGGGCGUGAUCUUUGUACGAUCCGGGCCAUAUGCUUCUGCCAUUCUCCGUUUCCAAAUUCGCUUUCCAUCUUCUUACCCCGACCUUCCUCCCCUAGUGACGUUUUCGACGGACGUAUUUCAUCCAUUGAUUGUACCGCUUACCACCUAUACGUUCAGUACGGGGUCAGGGGGCGAGGAUCCAGUUAGCGCAACUGACGAGGGCAGGUUACCACCAGGAGGGUUCAGUUUGAGACAUGGAUUUCCUCAUUGGUUUAGCAGGAAAGGACGAAGAGACGGAGGGAAAUCGACUGAUUCGAGAGAUGCGAGCAGAAGUGCAACCGGCAUAGACACGCCCAGGGGCCGCUCGACUGUUCUUUCUGACGAACGAGCUGGAACUGUUCCAAAUGACAACCAGAAUGCGUCUGGGAGUACGACCGAGUCUUCGUCCACUACCCAACCUCCACGCGAUGAUGCCACGGAGACAGAUAAAGAAGCUUCCUUAGUGCCCGGCCAUCCAAUAUCGACUGUUCCCGUGGUAGCAUUAUUGGACUACAUCCGAUCCACCUUCGAUGAUGCCACGGUCCUUGAUUCCGUCCCUCUGGCAGCAGCUGGGAAUCCCAGCGCGUGGCAUGCAUGGAAGGCUCAUCGGAGAGGGAGUAGUUCGACGUUUGGAAGGAAUUCCAGACGAGGGAGUCCGCAGACACGUCUGCCUGGAGACUGGCAUUGGGAUGGGAUCUGGGCAAAGCGUGCGAAGGAUGAGAUCGAGGCUAGUCAUUCAGAGGCCACCUUAUUCGGGAGUUCCUCUAGGACUGCUGGGGAUGAGAUGAUACGAUUCUCUCGGUUGGAUGAUGCAGCCGUGGAAACCGUUAAGGAGAUGGUUGUCCAAUACAUGGAGGACGUUCGUUGGUGAUCUGUGGAUUCUCUCUCUUUUCUGGUGUAUAUUGUCUUGAUUUAAUUAUACCCAAAUGCUAUGUAUUGACCCGGUUCUGCUUAGUGGGCUUGGAUGUCUCUCCUUCCACGAUUGCUUUCUUUCAUAUAAAAAUCGACACGGCAGGACCGACCCAGCAUCUGCCUCCAGCCUGGAAAAGGAAGGGAGACAGUUCCCCCUCUCUCUUUUUUUUUUUUUUUUUUUUCCCCUUCUCUUUCACUCUCAGCAUUC
Messenger RNA from Monascus purpureus, 1400 nucleotides. Lineage: Eukaryota; Fungi; Ascomycota; Eurotiomycetes; Eurotiales; Aspergillaceae. The record is from the annotation of a GenBank genome assembly.